Messenger RNA from Nannospalax galili (Upper Galilee mountains blind mole rat), 2160 nucleotides. RefSeq names its product GRB2 associated binding protein 3 (gene Gab3). NCBI's taxonomy places the organism in Eukaryota, Metazoa, Chordata, Mammalia, Rodentia, Spalacidae. The record is from RefSeq and is a predicted model, not a curated record. The transcript is spliced from 11 exons. The coding region runs from base 45 to 1811 and encodes 588 amino acids.
GGCGGCCAGCCCAGCUGGAGGAAGCAGCGGCAGCAGCGGCCACGAUGAGCGCGGGCGACGCCGUGUGCAUGGGCUGGCUCGUCAAGUCGCCCCCCGAGAGGAAGCUGCAGCGCUAUGCUUGGCGCAAGCGCUGGUUUGUCCUUCGGCGGGGCCGCAUGAGUGGUAACCCUGAUGUCUUGGAGUACUACCGGAACAAACACUCCAGCAAGCCCAUCCGUGUGAUAGACCUCAGUGAAUGUGCUGUGUGGAAGCAUGCAGGCCCUGGCUUUGUUCGGAAAGAAUUUCAGAACAAUUUUGUGUUCAUUGUCAAGACUACUUCUCGUACAUUCUACCUAGUGGCCAAGACUGAAGAAGAAAUGCAGGUGUGGGUGCAUAGCAUCAGUCAGGUCUGCAACCUCAGUCACCUGGAUGGUGCAGCAGAUUCCACGGAGAGCCUCUCUCACAUGCCCUCCUCCGUCCAGCCAGGCCCUGCCAGCUCACUUCAUAUAGCCCAUGCUGCCAGCUCUGCCUUGCCAAAAGAUGACCCAAACACUAAUACCAUAGCCACUGAGGAAACCAGAAGUGAACCAGAGUUUCUCUUCCUUCCUGAUUAUCUGGUCCUGUCCAACUGUGAGACGGGAAGACUGCAUCAUGCCAGUCUUCCCAACAGAUGUGAUAGCUGGUCAAAUUCAGACCGCUCAUUGGAACAGACUUCAUUUGAUGAUGUUUUUCUUGAUGGCCUACAGCCACUUACCUCUAGUAGCUUUGUUCACCUCAAGCGUCAUGGGAAUGGAUCUCAGGAGGCACCUUCUAUCAGGCCUCAGGCUGCUCUGAUCUGGAAUAGAGAAAUCAAUGGCCCAUCCGGGGACCACUUGUCUUCUUCACCAUUGUUGGAAUCCUCCCUAAAUCCCACAAUCCAUGUAGAUAAAAACCAAGUUUCCUUGCCCUAUGGGGCAAAAGAAGUAGACAUUAUGUCCAACAUUCCACCUCCCCGCCCCCCCAAACCGAGCCAUCUCUCUGAACGGCACCAAGAAAAGCAGCUCCUGUCAAUUGAGCACAGCAGUAGCAAGAAACCAGGACACACAUUGAUGCCAAGAAGAGUCUCUCUCUCUGGUUUAGAGCACGUGAGGUCCUGGAAAGGUGAUGUAGAAAGCCAAUCCUUAAGACACCGAGAUAAACGGCUCAGUUUAAAUCUGCCGUGCAAGUUUUCACUGAUGUACCCCACAGCUUUAACUAAUGCUGAAGACAGCUAUGUGCCUAUGAGUCCCAAAGCCACUGUGUCUGGUCUUGGACCCCACUGCAGCCAGGAUGACUACAUCCCAAUGAACUCAGGAAGCAUCUCAAGCAUGCUGCCUGAGUUACCUGCAGACUUGGAACCUCCCCCAGUGAACAGAGAUCUCAAGCCUCAGAAGAAAUCACGGCCACCUCCCCUGGACCUGAGAAACCUUUCCACAAUCCGGGAGCAUGCAUCUCUAACCAGGACUCAAACUGUACCUUGCAAUCGAACCAGCUUUCUCUCUCCAAAAAGAAAUGGUAUUAAUUCUGCAAGAUUUUUUGCCACUCCUGCUUCCAGAGAAGAGGAAGAAAGCUACAUCCAAAUGGAGGAAUACAGAACAGGCAACUCCCUGAGCAGUGGCACUCUUACCUGGACAAAGAAAUUCAGCUUGGAUUAUUUGGCCCUGGACUUCAAUUCAGCAUCACCAGCCCCUGUGCAGCAGAAACUUCUUUCAGAAGAGCACAGAGUAGACUAUGUUCAAGUGGAUGAACAGAAGACACAGGCUCUUCAGAGCACCAAGCAGGAAUGGACGGAUGAGAGGCAAUCUAAAGUUUGAGAAGUGAUGGGGGGACAGAAAGACUUCAACCUGCAAGUUGGGAAAGCAGCAAGUCCAGGUACAGUGAGGAGUUAAGCUUUCCUUAGGGAAGGAUGCCUGAGGCCCAGCACACAGCCUACCUGCAAAGGCACACAGCAGCCUACCUGGAAUUGUUUCACUAUAGAGCUGGGACCAACUGAAUCAUUCUGACCUAUAUGUUGGAGUCCAAGCUGAAGGAGCUGCACAGGCCCUCCUCCUCUCAAUGAUCUCCUUAGUUCUUGCUCAUACCAUCUUUGUACUUAGGAUCACACUGAUUUUUCAGAUUUGUUUUGAUUUUACUAUUUCAUUUCUGGCAUUAAUAAAAGUCUUA